UAUAAAAGGCUGAGAGUUGAGUAUGACUACAGUGUGUCAUGAAGAGUCCAGCAGCAUGUCUGCUAAGCAGGACUAUGACUGUGUGGUGAUCGGGGCUGGAGUCCAGGGCUCCUUCACGGCCUACCAGCUGGCUAAACACAACAAGAAGACUCUGCUGCUGGAACAGUUCGUUCUGCCUCACACCAGAGGGAGCUCCCAUGGUCAGACUCGCAUCAUACGUAGAGCCUAUGAGCAGGACAUUUACACGCAGAUGAUGGGGGAGGGCUACCAGCUGUGGGCCCAGCUGGAGAAGGAGGCCGGAGUGACGCUGUACAGACAAACUGGACUGUUAGUCAUGGGACCAGAAACCAGUGGGGAUUACCCGCUGGUCAAGAACACCUUGUUGAAGAACAAGGUUCCCACGGUGAUUCUGAGCCGUGAUAACUUCCACCAGCACAUCCCCAACGUGGUUCUGUCUGAGGGCCACGGCGCCCUGCUGGAUGUAACCGGCGGCGUUCUGUUUGCAGACCGGGCCCUGAAAGCGGUUCAGGAUCAGUUUCAGAAGUUGGGUGGGGUCAUACAAGACAACGAGAAGGUUACAGAAAUCAAGCCUGGUCCUGUUGUCAAGGUGAUGACCUCUGGAGGAGUUUAUCAAGCGAGAAAUGUGGUGAUCACUGCUGGACCCUGGACCAAUAAGCUCCUGGCUCAUACUGGUUUCCAGUUACCACUGGAGACUGUUAAGAUCAAUGUGUGCUACUGGAAAGAGAAGACUCCUGGGACUUAUGGUGUGAAGCAGCAUUUUCCAUGCUUUGUGGUCACUGGGAGUUUGGAGAGCAAAGAACACAUUUAUGGCCUCCCGUCGAAUGAAUACCCAGACUUGGUGAAGAUAUGCUACCACAUAGGCAGCAAGACUGACCCGGAUUACAGAGACUUGCAGACGGACACGUCUGACAUCGAUAUCCUGAAGCGAUACGUUUCCAGAUGCAUACCCGGCCUGGUUCCUGAGCCUGCUGUGGUGGAGAGCUGCAUGUAUACACUAACACCUGAUCGCCACUUUGUGUUGGAUUACCAUCCGAACUACAGCAACAUCGUCAUUGGAGCAGGAUUCUCAGGUCAUGGCUUCAAGUUCGGCCCAGUCAUUGGUAAGCUCCUGUGUGAGCUCAGCCUGGGAGAAGUGCCCUCCUUUGACCUUUCAUCUUUCAAAAUCAGGCGUUUCCAGUCACACAUGAAAUCAGCUUUGUAGGAUCGGGUCUGGAUUCAUGAAGCCUUCCUCCAACUCUUUCAUUCAGUUUACAUGAUGUCACCAGUUUUAGAGCUCCUAAAGACAAGGUGUGUUUAACAGCCAGCCAUUUACACUACAUGAAUUUCUCAUUUACUUUGCUUACUUUAUAGUGACUUCACCAUCUAAAGUUUAAACCUUAGUAACCACCUGAAGAGGAUCUUAUUACAAAGCAAAAACACUUUGAGUCAAAUAAUUUCACAAGUGAAGUUGUUUUUCUCUUCCUAUCACUUUUAAAUUUUGACAUUCAGACCUUUCCAUUUUUAGUCUGACUUGAUAUACGAGAAUAAAAUUGUAUCUGAAUGAAACUUCUUCCAACAGUAACUGUUGAUGUAGAUCCUCAGUAAUUUCAUGUGUGUCAACAGAAAGAUUUUCUUAUUUUACUUUUUACAUGCAAGACAUACCAGCUGUUCUCAGAGCUUCCUCUUGGUAACAAGCUGCUGGAGCUUUCCUUUUCUCCCAGGAGACAUUCUCCUGAGUUACCAUUCAUUAUUUUUAUGUGUGAAAAUAAUCAAUGAGGAAGACUCUUUAGAAAGCUGACAGCAAUAACUCGCUGAGUCAGAAAAAGCGCUUCAAGUCAAUAACUAGAAUUUAUUUACAAUAUUGCAAAGAUAAAAUUAACAAGUGGUCAGUUUUUCAGUGAAGAAAAGAAACGAGAGUUUUCCAAAGCUAAAAUGAAUCAUACAUGUUUUGUAUAUAAAUACAGUGAAUAAGGGGUUAGCCAAAAAAAAAAAAAAGAGGUGCAUGUCAGUAAAAAUACGUUCACUUUUGUGUCGAUAUCAGAUAUAUUAAGAAAGCUUCCAAAAAUCACAUAUUGUAAAAUUCCACCCAAAUCUCUCAGACAGACGACAUGGACUCGCCUUUGACCGGACCCAAAACGACUCUCACACUGAAACUCAUUACCACACGUCAAGUAACUGAACACAUGUUCAGGUUUCAGAAUAGAUUUUCUUGUUGCUCAAAUUAAAAUGAGCAAAAUGUGACAUAGUAAAGCAACUCCACCAAACGGCUUAAACAUGAUUUUGGUUCCACAGACUGUGGGUUAGUUAGGAAUGAUGGAGACGUGUGGAUCGUCGACGCCAGAACCAAUAAAAGAUCCAAACAUGAUGCUUGGAGUGGGAGCAGCGGGUCUGCCUCCUGGUCACAGAGAGGUUGAUCAGGCCGCUCUGCCUCAGCCUCCCACUCCGGCUCUGUACACUAAAUAUUUUCCAGUGUCUCAUUAAUCCUUUCAAUCAUUUACAUGCCGUUACCUUAUUACACAUUUACACCAUUUCAAUAUACAACUCUGACUCAGUCAUGUUGCCGAGUCAGCAGAAAGAUGACAUCAAUAAGUUUUGUUUUUUCUUUGUAUUUUUUAACUUAAAUUAAGUAGUUUAUAGGCAGUUUUAAAAACAUCAGUAUGAAAGCAGUAAAGCAGAUGCAGUAAUGUGUGAUUCAUUCACGCACGCACGCACACACAGCAGAAAUGUGAAGCUAAAAUGAUGUCAGAAUCAGGAAGUACCAUCUGGAACUGGUCAUGUGAUCAAGUAGUGGUUACUGUGAUGGGAAGGGGUUCUCUGUUUGUGCAGAUCAGUGCUUCCAGCAUAUGAAUGAGGCUGUCGCAGGGCUGUCUGUGUUUUAAGAACCUUUUCUGGUUACUAGUUAGGAGUGAUGCACUAAACUCAAAGGGUUGUUCAGCUCAUUUAAACACACUGGAACAUAAAACAGGGUCUUACUGGGGAUUUUUAUGUUGAUGAUCUAAUUCCUGAAUUAGUCCACUUUACUGAGUAAAUUAUAAAUGUGUUGGAGUGGGAUUUCACUUGAACAAUUCAGGAAGUUAAACAGUUUGAGUAACACUAUCAUGCUAAGUGGUUGGUAGCACAUGCACACUGCCAGACUACUGCUGCACCCACAUGGUGACAGGUUGCCAUAGAGCUUAAGUAGCUGCCCUGGCAACGACAAGCUGUUCCAUGGCUGUGUGUGGAGGUGAAGGUGUUCAUGUGAAGAAGCACCAGAGGAAAACCAGACAUGGCCUUGUUCUUGCUGCAGAUAAUGAGCAUUUCAUGGUGUCCCACCCAGACUGAACUCCAUCAAUUCUUUGUUUAAAAAAACAAAAAAAACCAAAAACAAAUAAAAACUUAACAUUUUGCUUUCAUACCUGGGCUGUAUUAUCGCUUAUUAGCAAAAAACAAAACAAAAA
Molecule: messenger RNA, 3437 nt
Organism: Poecilia latipinna (sailfin molly)
Lineage: Eukaryota; Metazoa; Chordata; Actinopteri; Cyprinodontiformes; Poeciliidae
Gene: pipox
Product: pipecolic acid oxidase
Exons: 8
Coding region: 23-1222 (399 amino acids)
Cellular component (GO): peroxisome
Molecular function (GO): flavin adenine dinucleotide binding; L-pipecolate oxidase activity; sarcosine oxidase activity
Source: RefSeq, a predicted model, not a curated record